GAACGAUAGACCCCACCCACGCGAACGUUAAGCAUCUUUCUCCCCUCUCUCUUCUCUUCUCUUCUCUUCUCUUCCUCCUUCCCUCUCUCCCUCUCACCGCCGAUCCAUGGAGGAUCCGGAAACCGCCCCCGACCCGCCGAUAGCGAUGACGUCGGCGGAGGAGGAUGAGCUCCUCGGGAGACCGGCAGAGCCGCCGGAGGAGAACCGGACCCUCUCCGCCCCGCGGCCGAGGCUCUCUCAAUUCCGCCUUCACAACUUCUCCUUCCCGACCCGCAGCUGGGGAUGCCACAAGGUCCUCCGGUGCAUGAACAAAAUCAAGGACAGCGUUGCCGGCGAGGUCGCCGGAUCGGCGGCCCCGGCGGCGGCACAGCACGACCCCGGGGCUGGCCUGGAGCGCCCGGGAUCCUCCUCAUCCCGGGAGAAACCCCAGCCCCCCAGGGCUUCUCCAGGAGGGAGGGCCUCUAAGGAGGUCAAUGGAAGAGCACCGGAGGACGGGGAGGGAGCGGAGUCCUCCUUUUCUGCUGCUGCUGCGGCUGCGGCGGCGGCAGCCGCGGCGGCGAUGAGGCCGUGGAAUCUGAGGACGAGAAGGGCUGCCUGCAAUGCUCCGGCGGAGAACGGGUGUUGCCGGAACCCCAAUUCGUCUGCCGAGUCGCCGUCUCCGCUGCCUGCCGAGAAGAGCAAGCCGUUGGCCAAGUCGGUUAGACUGAGAUCGGAUGGUGCGGGGAAGGGGAAGCGGCCCAAGUUCUCGAUCUCGCUGUCUCGCGAGGAGAUUGAAGAGGACUUGAUGUUGUUCAAGAAGACGAUGCCCCCUUGGAGGCCUAAGAAGAGGCCCAAGAUCGUUCAGAAUCAGCUGGAUUUGAUUUUCCCUGGUUUGUGGCUAUCCGAGAUAACUCCGAAGUCAUACAAAAUUGAUGAAAGGAAGAGGAGAUGAACAAAGUAAGGGGUUUUCCGUGAAGAAAGCUUCCGGGGUUUUUAAAUUGCUGACCAUUACUUUAGUCCGGUGACCAUGGUUAGUGCGAUUUUGUAGCAGAUCAUAUUGAUUUGUAAAUUGAAAGUCUAAACAAAAUUGUUUAAAGUUGGCAUUUUGAUCUGCUAGGGCGGCUUGUUUCUUUACAUUGUUGUCAAAUUUAAACUUCUUUUUUAGUUCUGUUUUAAAUUUUCUUAAAAUAAUUGCUCAAAGUGGGCAUGCCAAGGUGCUUUGGUUUGAAUUUUUAAAUGUUAUCUUAUAAAAUCUUUUGCAAAAAUAAAUACUCUGGUAUUUGA
Molecule: messenger RNA, 1263 nt
Organism: Elaeis guineensis (African oil palm)
Lineage: Eukaryota; Viridiplantae; Streptophyta; Magnoliopsida; Arecales; Arecaceae
Source: RefSeq, a predicted model, not a curated record